UUUUGGAUCACUAGUAUGAUCAUAAUUGAUCCCUGAUUAAUAAGCCUUCCAUGCAUGCGAGUUCAGCUUAAUGUAUCAAAGCAUAAGUUUUCAUUUCUGCGGACCGUCUAUUAUGGACUUAAAUCAAGUUGAAAUUUCGAUUAAAAUGAUUGGAAAAGUAGCAAAACUUGUAGUUGAGAACUUAAGAUAGAAAUCCACUAAACCAUUUUACCUGCAACGUUAUGAAAUGUUCUCUGCCAAUGCUGUAUCUUGUUUCAUGCAGAAGAAUUGUUGUGUGGCAUCAAUUGUUAUUUGCUAAAUCAAUAUUGGAAUUGGAUAAGGUUGUCGGCCAUGUCAAUAGUUUGUGAAGUGGGCCAAAGCCCACUACCAUCUCUCUCCACCAACAUUGGAAGACAUCUCUGAAUAUGGAUAGAGAUCCAAAUUUCCGAGGGACACAGACCGUUGCUCUCCCGCCACAACUCAAAAAUGAUGAGCUCUUCUCGGGUGCUCAUUUCCCACCCCUUGUGCCCUCCUCACCCCCAAAAUCUUUGUCGUCCCUUCCACCCUCACCCCGAAUGGAAGAAAACCCCAAACACCCUCUCUCUUCGACCAAAAGAGCCCAUUUUUCCCCAUUAUAGAAAUCCCGAAAGCCUCAACCUUGAACCCAUGAAGGACGAACACAAGCAAGUCUUAACUAGGACGUAUUCCAAAAAGAUUAGCAGUUCACCAACUACACGGCUGUCGUACACCCAGAGCUUGAAUAGAUUGAUAAAUUCAGACAGGCUCGCCGAGGCCAUGGAUUUGUAUGUCGAGAUUAGAAACAAAGGCCUCGAAGCCGGGAUUAUUCUCGAAUCUGUAUUGAUUGAUGCUUUGAUGAAAUCUGGUCGAGUGACUGAUGCCUUCCAAGUAUUUGAAUCAAUGCCUGAGAGGAAUGUCAUCACAUGGACUUCGAUGUUAUCAGGUUGCGUCCGAAAUGAUCGUCAGGCGAUUGCGUUCUCCUUGUUUGUUGAAAUGCUUGAAGCCGGUGUGCUUCCCAAUGAUUUCACCUUCAAUGCCAUGCUUCAGGCUUGUGCUGACCGGGGAGCUCUGGGUUUAGGAGAGCAGGUGCAUUCGCUAGCGGUCCGUGCCGGGCUUGCGGAUGAUCGCUGGAUUGGCAAUUGUCUCAUCGAAUUUUAUUCGAGAUGUGGGUUGAUGGCUAAAGCAACAAAAGUCUUUGAUAGGAUGCUGGAUCUGGAUUUGGUGAGUUUCACCUCAUUGAUUUCAGGGUUUUCUAGGAACAAUCAGUUUGAGUCUGCAGUAAGUGCAUUUGAUCAGAUGGUGAGACUGGGGUUAGAACCAAACGAGCACACGAUCACUAGUAUUUUGACUGCUUGUGGACCGCUGCUUGGUGAACAGAUCCAUGCCUACAUGAUUAAAACCAUGAUUGCCCAGAGUGUUUAUUCUGGAAGUGCUUUAAUUGAUUUUUACUCCAGAAAUUUUGAGUUCAGACGAGCUAGAGAGGUAUUUGAGAAGCUGGAAGCUAAGAACAUGGUAACUUGGAGUUCAAUGAUCUCUUGCUGUCUCCGGAAUGACCAAGUAGAAGAAGCUAUGAGAAUGUUCUAUGACAUGGUUUGUGCAGGUUUCAAGCCAAAUGAGUUCACCUUUGCGGUUACUUUUGGAGCUUGUGGAUUGUGGUCCGAGUCCAUUGCCUUUGGACGUCAACUCCAUUGCUCCACGAUUAAGCUCAACUUGGUAUCAGAUACUCGUGUAUUCAAUGCUUUACUGACCAUGUAUGCUAGAAGUGGUGAGGUUGAAGAACUAGAGAAGUUGUUUGAGAGAAUUGAAGACCCUGAUAUUGUCUCUUGGUGUGCAGCUAUAUCUGGCUAUUUCCAAAAUGGAUUUGACGAGAGGUCUACAAGGUUACUUUGCCAGAUGCAUAGGAAAGGGUACAUACCUAAUGAACAUGGAUUCUCUAGUGCCUUAAGUUCUUGUGCAAAUCUUGCUUUGCUAGAUCAAGGCAGGCAAUUUCAUUGUCUUGCAUUGAAGUUGGGAUGUGAUCUUCUUGUUUGCACAGGGAAUGCACUGGUUAACAUGUAUUCCAAGUGUGGGUGUAUCGACGAUGCAAGAUUGGCAUUUGAUGUCAUGCACACCCAUGAUGUUAUUUCAUGGAACUCGUUGAUUCAUGGUUAUGCACAUCAUGGGCAUGGGAAGAAGGUGAUCAAAGUGUUUGAUGAGAUGGUGGAGUCCAGCUGCUGCAUCCCAGACCAUUCAACAUUUGUGGGGAUUUUGGCUGGAUGUAGUCAUGUAGGUAAUGUCGAUGAAGCAGUAAGAUACUUUAAGAUCAUGAGAGAUCACUAUGGCAUAGUACCAUCUGCCUCUCACUAUGCAUGUAUCGUUGACAUGAUGGGUCGAGCUGGAAGACUUGGUGAAGCUCUUCAUAUCAUUGAUCAGAUGCCAUUUGAAGUGGAUGUUUUGGUAUGGAAGACACUGUUAGCAUCUUGCAAACUGCAUAAGAAUCUAGAACUAGGAAGUUUUGCUGCAGACAAGGUUAUGGAGUUGUCUCCGAGGGACUCCGCAAGCUAUGUGCUUCUCUCAAAUUUGCAUGCUCAGCACGGAGAAUGGGAAGAUGCAGAGAGAGUGAGGGGAAUGAUGGAGGAAAGAGGAGUCAAGAAAGAUGCUGGAUGGAGUUGGAUUGAGACCAAGUGUGAAGUGCAUGCUUUUGUUGCAAGGGAUAACUCUCAUCUGGAAGCUGAAUCUAUUUAUCAGAUAUUAGAAGAGCUCUUUGAGGUCAUGAAAGAUGAAGGCUAUUCGCCUUCUGCAAGCUUUAGUGAUUUAUGACAAUCAAGGGAUAGAAUAAUGUUUGCAUUGUCUCAAGAGAAUGGAAAAACUGGAGAAUGUAAAGGACUGACAGAAACAAGGUAAGACAACCAAAUCAAACACAAUUUUACAGCAUGUAAGAAUCCAAAUGGAUAGAAAGUUCAAAGAUGCUUAAUUUACUCCUACUCUAGCAAAGCUUUCAAGAGGGCGGGCUUUAGUGCAAUAGUUAGUUUUCUCUAUUGUGAGCUAGGUAUCAUAGAUUUGAGAUAUGGAAACAGCCUCUCCGCACACAGGGAUAAGGCUGCAUACAUCUAACCUUCCCUAGAUCCAAUUAGUGGCAAGCAUCUCAUUCAUUGCAUCUCAUUCAUUAAGAUGCUUUUUUUUUCUAGUGAAGCUUUCAAGAUGGCUCUGUAUUGUUGCAGUCUCCAACUUUUCCUGAUAUGAAUAAUGAAAAUGUUUUAUGAAAGAGAUGAGAAGAUAAAAAACAAGAUCCAGUUGAAUCUCCACAUCCUAACAUGUGCACUUCCAAUUAUUGAAAGAUUUUGUAGUGUUCUAUUUAACUCUUCAUUUAGAGAAACUUUCAUGCUCUUUCUGUAUCUUCUCCAGUGAUUUAUUUUUCAUGAACCAUCAAUCCUAGUGUGUGAAGGAAAAUCAGAUGUAGUUGUCUCAUUUUGUAUAAAUUCUCAAUAGUAAUAAAUAAUAGUUUCGACU
This is a messenger RNA of Phoenix dactylifera (date palm), 3486 nucleotides long. RefSeq names its product pentatricopeptide repeat-containing protein At2g27610-like. The record is from RefSeq and is a predicted model, not a curated record. Gene Ontology annotation, molecular function: protein binding; RNA binding. Gene Ontology annotation, cellular component: mitochondrion. NCBI's taxonomy places the organism in Eukaryota, Viridiplantae, Streptophyta, Magnoliopsida, Arecales, Arecaceae. Gene Ontology annotation, biological process: RNA modification.